AUCGUGAUUUCAUCUUGAAAGUUUUGAGAGCUGCUUCCCGUAUAACGCUGGAAGGUGUACGGCUGCGUUGCGAUGCAUCGCUUGGAUCAUUAAACAGACCGCUCUAUUGAACCGCAUUUUCGAAACGUGCUGCUCGGACACCCAUGGCCAUUUCCGUUCGAGUUUGCUUAUGGAUCCGCUGGUUGCUACAAUGAACGGUUCGCCACAGCGGGUCUCCCGUUUGUGGCUGAACGUCCUUGAGGCGAAGAUAAGGCGAAGCCUCGGCAGCGAACCGGUACAAGCACCAUCGCCAUGGGUACCGCAGUGAGACCAGGCUCAGUCUACUACUUGGAUCCAGCACAAGUCAAAAUGCAAGAGGCUGUCGGUGGCAUAAAGUGCGUGCCCGUCGAGGGCUACUCCGGGCGUUCGAGGAAGUCGGUGUACCGAAUGGCUCCUUCGUCACUGCAGCCCGGUCGCGUCCUGCAACCCGUGUCCGGGAUGACCUUCCCCGGUGGCCUGCAGUGCGACAGUUGCCUGCCGCAACGCCGCCUGCAGCAGGCCUCCUCAGAAGACGCCAGGUACGGCACAGUGGUAGGCGCAAACGAGCCGCAGAUCUUGCGUCUCGUGCCCCAGGGUAAAAACGUGUAUCUCGAAGAAGUGAAGCCUUCGUCGCAGCUGCGACGCUCGAAAUCGGCUCGCCAGAAGGUGCCCAACGUGGUGGAAGUUGUGGAGGACCGAGACUGGUACGACAAGGCCGUGGCGUUCGAAACCAGCGAAUCCGAGGCGCCGCUCGAGCCUGAUACUUGCCCUGAAUGCCUGGAGGAACUGAUGCGUCGAAGACGUGCGCCGUACCGGGAGCCGGCCUACGUGAAGUCGGUCCACGUACCGGACGCCGGUCCACGUGAAUCGCCGGUCUACGUGAAAAAGGUACCCACCUCUAAACGACUGUGUUCGCGACGGUCGUCCUCGCCGCAGCGGACGUUGUCUCGUGGCCCAUCACCGUCACCUCGCUGUCCCACGUGCACGGCGUGCAAAUCAUGCGGCACGGUGCAGAGCGAUUCGAAACCUGUCACAACCAGAUCUCGGUCAAGAAAGUGGUACGAGUAACAGCGAACUGCAUUUGACGUCUGCAAGAUAAACAAGUGGUCAACACUUUGGGACAGCUAGUUAAGUUAGGUCGAUGUCCGUUGCCUCGCAGCUAGCAAAUUAAGGAAAAAAAAACACAUACGCUGUUAAGUGCGCAGCAAAUUGUGAGCGAACGGGUCUGCUGGAAAAUAUAAUUUUUGUCGGUGCAUGCACAAUUGUUCCGUGUUCUUUAAUCGAACUUGUUCUUGCUUUCCCGCGAAGUUUGAUUGCCUCACACGAUAUAUCCACAGGAUAUGCUAGUGAACAGGCUAUUUAAGAACGCUACUCGAAGCGUGUCUUGGCAACGUGCCGCGUAACAGGCAAUGUUCGAGUGUCAUGUGUACGCACAGUUUCCUUUAACUGCAUCCUGUCCCGUUUGCCCCUCAGUUCGGGUCAUAACUGUGGCGUUAUAGCUUUUUUUAGAGUGUCGUAUAGCUCUUGUGUCCUUGUCGAACCGCCACAUUUAAGGGGUGUGCUGUCAGCCAGUCAUAGCGUGACAGUGUCAAGUUAGGCGUAUCAGCUGACCGCACUUUGCAGGCGUUGUUUUCUUCUCCGCUGU
Messenger RNA from Rhipicephalus sanguineus (brown dog tick), 1663 nucleotides. RefSeq lists its product as uncharacterized. NCBI's taxonomy places the organism in Eukaryota, Metazoa, Arthropoda, Arachnida, Ixodida, Ixodidae. The transcript has 2 exons. Bases 292 to 1086 code for a protein of 264 amino acids. The record is from RefSeq and is a predicted model, not a curated record.